Aureobasidium melanogenum CBS 110374 is the source of this 1266-nucleotide messenger RNA. RefSeq lists its product as uncharacterized. The record is from RefSeq and is a predicted model, not a curated record. Gene Ontology annotation, biological process: spliceosomal tri-snRNP complex assembly. The transcript is spliced from 2 exons. NCBI's taxonomy places the organism in Eukaryota, Fungi, Ascomycota, Dothideomycetes, Dothideales, Saccotheciaceae. The coding region runs from base 1 to 1266 and encodes 421 amino acids.
AUGGACGCCAUCACACCAGCUAUCUUACUACUAAACCUGCCACCCUCGGCUCUGGGUGGCAUGGACCUACUCUCCUUCACCACAACGCCAAAAUUUCAAGGCAUCAAGAACAUACCUCCUGGAUUACAUUUUGUCUUCGUCGGCUCUACCAGUACUCUCUCUGUCCGCCACGGAGUGUGGAUGAGAGUAAAUUUACCAGCUUCUGGGCCUCCAGACUUUUUCAUCCGCAAAUGGGACACAAAUAGUGAGGAACUGUUGCCAGAAACAGAUACGACGACGCUCUUACAGCAGCGAGCAAAUCUCGGACGGAUCUGGAGAGAGAAUUUGACGCCGUAUCGACAAAGCGCUUCGCAGGAUUCAGUUGCCACAGAAGAAACAAAUCGCUGGGUGCAACUUACAGACUGCAUUUCUGAAUCGCUUUUGGCGCGGAUACUAGAUGUGGACGCUGAGAACUGGACACUCACAUCAUCUAGCAGCGCUAAACAAGAUUUUGACGACAUUCCAGGACUUUCUGCUUCCGAUCUUACUGGCAACGAGCGUGAGCUACGUGUUCUGCCCGUAGAUCUCAAACAAACAUGGCGUGAAGGAGCAACUGGUCGUGAACGUACGGAAGCCGCACAAGACCGUUCAUGGGCCCUUGCAGAUCUCACAUCACGCUUCUGCAACAACGACAUGAAUCAAAUCAUCGGCGAGUUGCAGUUCUGCUUCGUCAUGGUGUUGACGUUGAACAACUACUCGUGUCUGGAGCAAUGGCGCAGAAUACUCGACCUCAUCUUGACUUGUGUCAGUGCAGUCACCACACAACCAUCUUUCUUUGUGCGUGCGCUUGCAACCAUCAAGCUCCAACUCCAACACGGCCAAGACGUCGAGACUGGUCUCUUUGACCUCAGCGACGACGGCGCAACAUUCCUCAAAUCACUCCUGCUACGGUUCAAAAAAUCACUGGACAGACUACCUGGAGACGCCCACGCAGAUGUGGUAGACGAACUAGACGACCUCCUCGCCUACACACAAGAAACGCUAGGUUGGCAAAUACAACAGGGGUCUUUCGCACGCACAGGCAUGCUGAGUCUCGAAGACGGCGAAGAAGUCGAGAUGGAUAAUACAACCUACGACGAAGACGACGAGGCAGGCGAGUACGCACCUACUAUCGUCGAGUUGUCAGCUGAGCAGAUGAAACUGCUUGGUAUCGAUGAAUCUGUCCCUGCAUUCGAUGAUGAUGAAGAGGAGGAAUUGGAUCUUGAAGAUAUGGAUGCUCGAUACUGA